AAAAAGAAGAUAGUGGGCCGGAGGAAAGAGUGCGUGUGGGGUAUCGUGAUUCCUCAGGAGUGCAGGGCAGGACGCGCGAGCAUAGUGAGUUUAUUGUUCGAAUCCGGUAAUCUGGCAUUUAACCGGUGCCUUUCCGCGAUUUCUCCACAAAGAGGCUUGAUUCGCCUCCCAUGGGCUUGGGAAUAUAGUGCAUUUGAAAUACACUUGUAACUAUCUGCAUAUAUAAUGUUCAAGAAGAGCAAGAGUAAAGUUCUGGUGGACGAAGCGUCAGAGGAGGACGACGUGUCGUGGCAUCAUGAGCACGCGAGAAAGGAUGAAGACUCCGAGGGAACAAAGGAAGUUCUGAGCCCCUCAACAAAGGAUUCUAAGUUAAAGAAGGUUAAAUCAAAGAGAGAAAAGGGAAGCAAGAAGUUGUUUCCUUCUCAAGAUGAUGAACAUAUCUUGCUAACAGGGGUCACUGUCUCUCCCAGAAGAGGGUCUGCUAAAAAAGGCUGGGAGGACGAAAAGAGUAAACCGCACUCAGAAAAAGACAAAGUGCACUGUCUGUGGGACAGCAUCACCAUGACGAUGAAGCAAAUCACACCUACAAAGAAGAUCGAUAAGAUGGAGGGCUGGGAACCUCCCCAGCUAAACGACAGAUCGGAGGAGGAAAAGAGUGAGUCGGAGAGGAAAAAGAGCAACUCCUCGCCUCUUUCCUCCCCUCUGUCUCUGUCUUUACCACAUUCUCUGGCUUUGCCGUCCUGGGUUGGGUUGGGUAUGGAGGAGGACUUGUCUCGCUAUGCUAGCCUGACUGAGUCACAGACGGGGGGCCCCGCCCAGUGGGCGACUCGUGCCCGUGACAAAUUGGCUGCUGUCCGUCGUCGAAGUCCAGCCAACCUAUCAGAGAGUUCAUGGGAGGGACUUAAAUGAUUUGAUUAUGGGGCACCUCUUAUUAUAAGGAAAGAAAAGUGUUUGUGAAGAUAACCACGCCCCCCUGGAUGACAACUCGUUAAUUGGACAGCCCACCUAUGUGAAGAAGAUGAAGAGUGGGAACCUCAGACCAAAAGUGCCUGCUUUAAGAGUCUUAUUGAUUGAUUAAUUUAGAUUUUUCCAUUUGAAAGAAGCUUCUUCAGCGAAAUCACUGGAUGUACUGCCUUUGCAACCAUUAAUGUGCAAUUGCACCCUGUUGGUGACCAGUGAUAUUGACCAAUGACCAAUGUUCUUUUGUAGAUUAUUUUUAAAUGUCACCUCUGUCCUUUGGACACAUAAAUCCUUAUUUUAUUCCAGCUGCCAAUUAGCCUGAUCACUGCCGUAAAAUGCAAUUGUUAGUGCCAUUAUUUUAGGCCACAGUAUCCACAGUCACAGACAGAGGGCGCAUUGUGUCUCAAUCUCCAUUAUCACUCCAGUAUGGCAAGCCAAAUUGACAUUUAGUCAAUAUGAAUUGUUGAUGUCAACAAUUCAGUUUUCACUUGUUAAAAUGAUAAUUGUUGAUCUCAGGAAUGUAAUUACUACAAGUGAAAAUACUAAUUUUUGAUAUCAGUAAUUACAUUUGAACUAGUAAGGACGUUAAAGGUGCUGAAAGCGAUUUUAGCCGUUCUACUUCCACAAGACUGAGCCGUUGAAUUAGCCACGUCCCUCUUUCCAAAUCUCUGCACUCCAAAGUUACCAAAUUAGCUUAAGUGAUGCCGACAUCAUGCAGAAACAAUUGUUUAAAAAAAACAAAAAAAAAACAACAGCAGCAAAAUAGCGUCCUCAACUGACAAUUGUUAUGAGCAACAUGGCAUAAAAAAUGACAUUAAGCCUCAAUAAUUCGCUGCAACUACAAUACUAUGAAAAUGCACAAAAUGAUGGACAGUUGACAUUUUUCAGGGAUUAGGAAAAAUGUUUGAAUACCUUUCCAUGAAAAAAUUGCUUCGGCACCUUUAAUUCUUGAUAUCACAAAUGACGUCAUCACUCGCAGAAAUACACAUUCUAAUCAAAAAUUAGCAUUUUCACUAGUUGUAAUUCAAUUGUUGAUAUCAGGAAUGGAUAUUUGCACUAGUAACAAUGUAAUUAUUAAUAUACAAAAAAAAAUUGCAUUUGUACUAUCAAGAAGUACAUAGCUGAUAUGUGCAUUUGGAAUUUCAACUAGUAAGAAAUACAUUUUAGAUAUAUUUAAUUGCGUUACAGUGGAUGACAGAUCAUUGUCAAAUUCUACUAGUGAAAAUGCAGUUAUGGAUAUCAAGAAUUACAGUUUUUACUAGUUAAAAUAACAUGAUAUCAAGAAUGUAUAUUCCUGCGAGUGAUGUCAUUUUUUAUUUCAAGAAUUAACAUUUUUACUAGUUCAAAUGUAAUUACUGAUAUAAAAAAUUAGCAUUUUCUCUAGUAGUAAUUAUAUUCCUGAUUUCAAGAAUUAACAUUUUAACUAGUGAAAAUUGAAUUGUUGAUAUGAAUGAUUAAAAGUCAAUUUGGCUUGCCAUACUCCGGAUGCAAUAUCUUUAGUUUGUAUGUAAAGGUUAUCAGUCUGAGAUUCAGUGGGGUUUAAUUUUUUCUGGUAUGUAGUUAGUGAAUGUGAAAUUAUGUAGAAAUGCCUUCCACUAUUUUAAAGGAAUAUUCUAAGUUGAAUACAAGUUAAGCACAAUCAACAGCAUUUGUAGCAUAAUGUUGAAUACCACAAAAAAAAGAAAGAAAUUUCGACUUGUCCCUCAUUUAUUAAAAAAAAUAUUGCAGUUAAAGUAAGCCGCUUAUAAUGGAUGUGAAAGGGGCCAGUCCAUUAACACUAAAAUACAUGCUGAUUUCAAAGUAUAGCCACAAGACAUAAACAUUACACGUUAACAUGAUUAUAGUGUGAUCAAAUCACUAACAGGGUUUACUAGUGUUAUGUUGUCAUGGCAAUGAAUUUGUAAUAUUGGACAUAACGUUACAUAGAUAAGGGAAGCGAUUUUUAACACUAAAAUCAUGUACAAUAUUUAAAUCUUGUGACUAUACUUUUGAGACGGUGUGUAUUUUAGUUAUUAUUGACUUGCCCCCAUUCACUUUCAUUGUAAGCGACUUAAUGUAACUGCAUUUUUUGCACUUUUUUUUUUUUUUUUAUAAAAUUAAGUUAUUUUCUUUGGUAAUCAAUCUUACGCCACAAAUGCAGUCGAUUGAGCUCAACUUGUAUUAAACCCAGAACAUUCCAUUAAUUGUGAUCAGAGUAUAUUUGUGCAGUCUCUACUACCAAGUACAAUCAUAAUGCACUGUUAUUAUUAUAUGCAAUAGUCUCCUUGCUGUAAUCUCAAAUGCUAUAUUGAUUGUGCCAACAAAAUAGUGACGCUCCUUUGCCACAAGGAAGAUUUUAUAUAAAGAGGGCCAUAAAUAGCCUUCUGUUGCUUUAAAUGCUUGAAUUCAACUUCUUGCAGAGUUACAGCUUUAAUCAAACAUACCUGAAGCAGUUAAUCAUGCUUUUUGGAUACAUUUGAAAAAAAACACUUCUUUGUUGGAUACAUUUUGGAACUAAACUAAGGUAGAUCUUUAGGGAACAAGACCCAGUUUUACCCUUGUAAGCCUUCCAAAGACCAAAAGAGCUGUGACGUUUUAUCGCGAAGUACAUUUCUUUGCUGUGCCUCAAUUUAGAAUAUGUCUUAAAUCAACCAGGAAAAUGUGAUCAUGGGGAAACUGUUGACAUAAGUCUUAAUGAUCAUUUCUCUCAAAACACUUGCAACAUGAGAAGUAAAAAAAAUGACAAUCACCAUUUACUGAUAUUGAAAUAUAUUGUAUAGAUAAAUCUUUGGCUAAAUGUCAUUAAAAUGCAUGUUAAAUAUUUGGUUUCAUGGAAGAACAUGUCUUAGUGUCUUAUUGCUGAUUUUAAAAGAUUAUUUAUAAUCAGAUUUCGAUAGAGCAACUGGGUUUGCUUAUUUGUUGUCAUAGCAUUAUAUAAUGAGUCACAAAUAUGUUUUACUUUGAAAAGAAUUUACACAUUGUUAGUUUAGGAUAUAUGCUCUUUCUAUUUUGGGCAUUUGCGAGAGUGUAUCUUAUGUUUUUAAUUAUUAUUGUAUUAUUGUACUAUUUUUUUUUUUUUCCACUGUAUUGAGAUUUUUAGGGGUUGCAGAAUAGAUCCCCCUGUGAAUCAGAAUAAAAAGCUA
Myxocyprinus asiaticus (Chinese sucker) is the source of this 4082-nucleotide messenger RNA. Its product is annotated as testis development-related protein-like. The record is from RefSeq and is a predicted model, not a curated record. The transcript is spliced from 4 exons. Bases 226 to 909 code for a protein of 227 amino acids. Gene Ontology annotation, cellular component: nucleus; cytosol. Lineage: Eukaryota; Metazoa; Chordata; Actinopteri; Cypriniformes; Catostomidae. Gene Ontology annotation, biological process: spermatogenesis.